Molecule: messenger RNA, 333 nt
Organism: Anoplophora glabripennis (Asian longhorned beetle)
Lineage: Eukaryota; Metazoa; Arthropoda; Insecta; Coleoptera; Cerambycidae
Product: adult-specific cuticular protein ACP-22-like
Exons: 3
Coding region: 1-333 (110 amino acids)
Cellular component (GO): extracellular matrix
Source: RefSeq, a predicted model, not a curated record
AUGCUGGANGGCGGUGGAGGCGGCGGAGGCGGAAGCGAAGGAGGUCAUGGGGAGUCGAUUGGAUUCACCGGUUCCCAUUUUAACACCCCUGUAGAUAUACACCACGAGAAAGAAAUUAAAUUGAAGGCUCAUCCAGAAUACUACUACGAUUAUCACGUGGCCGACCACAAACACAAGGACUACAAGAGCAAACACGAGACUCGCGAUGGAUACAAAGUAAAGGGUACGUACAGUCUCUUAGAACCUGACCACAAAACCAUUCGUGUUGUGGAUUAUGUGUCCGACAAGAAACUUGGAUUUGUCGCCAAAGUAUCUUACAAAAAGCAUCAGUAA